UUCUGUGCAAAAGAGAGGGCAAUUGGAAAAGGGUUGCAAUUAUUUAAACGGCACAAAUUUGCGUUACACAGAUCAUCCAAAUCCAAAUCCAAAAUGAUGAGACUCUCUCUCCUUGUGUUUGUAGCAUUUACCCUACUCUCAUCUUCCCAUGCAGAUGCAGAAUUCAACCCCAUCCGGCAGCUAGGGCGGCGCUCCGUCGGCAGCGACGACUACAAAGUCAACUGCCAGAGUUUCAGAGUCGGGGUGGAGGCAAACAACCUCCGUGACUGGAUCACCAUCCCUACUUACUGCAAGAGCUACAUCAAAACCUACCUCCAGAAGAACCAGUACAGCCUCGACGUCGAGGCCAUCGCUGUCGAGGCCGCCGACUACGCCGAAUCCUUGCAAAAGGACAUCUUCCUCAAAGACAUUUGGGUGUUUGAUAUCGAAGAAACCCUGCUCAGCAACCUCGGCUACCUUGCUAGCUCCAGUGUUGACUUUGGGACACAGCAAGUGUACGCGACGCCAUAUUACGAGUGGCUGACCUCAAACGCAACGGUGGUGCCGGCAAUUCUAGAGCUCUACAACGCGGUGGUGGAAAACGGCUUCGAAAUUGUCCUUUUAUCAGAAGCACCGGAAUCUAUUGGAGAUGCUUUGGUUCAGGCUUUGCAAAAUGCUGGUUUUUCGGGAUGGACCAAACUCAUCCUCAAGGGAGAUGCGGACAACGGAAAAUCGCCGGAGGAAUACAAAUCGGCGAAACGAACGGAGCUAGUGAACCUACGUUAUAGAAUUGCAGGCAACGUAGGAGAUCAAUGGAGUGACCUAAGUGGUGAAAAUGUGGGAAUCAGGACCUUCAAAGUGCCUAACCCUGUAUAUAACAGGAUUUGGGAUUAAAUAUUUUAUUCGCCCAACUAUGUCGCAAUUAAUGAUUCUGAUCAUCACCACGAAUCUGUAUUGUGUAAAAUAAAUUGCGAAUAUCAAAGAGCUACCACCCCGGGCCCGUUUCCUUUCUCUUAAA
Salvia miltiorrhiza (redroot sage) is the source of this 997-nucleotide messenger RNA. Its product is annotated as acid phosphatase 1-like. The coding region runs from base 94 to 873 and encodes 259 amino acids. The record is from RefSeq and is a predicted model, not a curated record. The transcript is spliced from 3 exons. Lineage: Eukaryota; Viridiplantae; Streptophyta; Magnoliopsida; Lamiales; Lamiaceae.